Messenger RNA from Leopardus geoffroyi (Geoffroy's cat), 2945 nucleotides. RefSeq names its product suppression of tumorigenicity 7 (gene ST7). The transcript is spliced from 16 exons. NCBI's taxonomy places the organism in Eukaryota, Metazoa, Chordata, Mammalia, Carnivora, Felidae. The record is from RefSeq and is a predicted model, not a curated record. The coding region runs from base 388 to 2016 and encodes 542 amino acids.
UGUCUUACUGCUACGGCAGGGCUGGGGAUUGCAGUAGCCGCUGUUGCUGCUGCUUCCAGUCGUGCCCCUGCUGCUACCUAGUCCUGCCUCACUGCAUCCCAGAAGAGCCACGUUGGCUUGCCUUCCCCUAUUGGAUUUUCACAAGCAGCUCUUCGGGUUUUUGUGCUGUAGGAGACCUUGCUUUUCAAUCACACGGGAGAACACUGAAGCUUGUAAGAGGAGAAUCUGGCAGCUGGACACAGCUUGGACUGCAUUGUGUGUCUUCAUGACCCCUGCUGUGUAGCGGCUCAUCUUUUCACUCUCUCGCGUACACUCUCCUCGAUUUUAUUUCCUUCCCUUUUUUUUUUCUUUCUUCUGAUUUUUUUAAAGCAGCCUCUGGAGCCAGCCAUGUUUGGCACUGAAUCUUCAUUGAGCAUGUUUUUGAACACAUUAACACCGAAGUUCUACGUGGCCCUGACAGGCACUUCCUCACUAAUAUCAGGGCUCAUUUUGAUAUUUGAAUGGUGGUAUUUUCGCAAGUAUGGAACAUCAUUCAUUGAACAAGUGUCAGUAAGCCACUUGCGCCCCCUCCUGGGAGGGGUUGACAACAACUCCUCCAACAAUUCUAACUCCAGUAAUGGGGACUCAGAUUCCAACAGGCAAAGUGUCUCAGAAUGCAAAGUAUGGCGAAAUCCACUAAAUUUAUUUAGGGGCGCUGAAUAUAAUCGGUACACUUGGGUGACAGGACGAGAGCCUCUGACUUACUAUGACAUGAAUCUCUCUGCCCAGGACCACCAGACGUUCUUUACUUGUGACUCAGACCACCUGCGUCCUGCAGAUGCAAUAAUGCAGAAAGCCUGGAGAGAGAGAAACCCCCAAGCUAGGAUUUCUGCAGCUCAUGAAGCCUUAGAGAUAAAUGAAAUUAGGUCCAGAGUUGAAGUUCCCCUAAUUGCUUCCUCUACCAUCUGGGAGAUAAAAUUGUUACCAAAGUGUGCAACUGCUUAUAUUCUCUUGGCUGAAGAGGAAGCAACAACCAUUGCUGAAGCAGAAAAGCUGUUUAAGCAGGCCCUGAAGGCUGGAGAUGGCUGUUACCGGCGUUCUCAGCAGCUACAGCAUCACGGAUCCCAGUAUGAAGCCCAACAUAGACGAGAUACCAACGUCUUGGUCUACAUCAAAAGAAGGCUAGCAAUGUGUGCCAGAAGACUCGGGAGGACCAGGGAAGCAGUGAAAAUGAUGAGAGAUUUGAUGAAGGAGUUCCCCUUGCUGAGCAUGUUCAACAUCCAUGAAAACCUUCUAGAAGCACUUCUGGAACUACAAGCAUAUGCUGAUGUUCAGGCAGUCUUAGCAAAGUAUGAUGAUAUAAGCUUACCAAAGUCGGCAACAAUAUGCUAUACAGCUGCCUUGCUCAAAGCAAGAGCUGUCUCUGACAAAUUCUCUCCCGAGGCUGCAUCUCGGCGGGGGCUGAGCACAGCAGAGAUGAACGCAGUAGAGGCCAUUCAUAGAGCUGUGGAAUUCAACCCUCACGUGCCAAAAUACCUACUAGAAAUGAAAAGCUUAAUUCUACCCCCAGAACAUAUCCUGAAGCGAGGGGACAGUGAAGCAAUAGCAUAUGCGUUCUUUCAUCUGGCGCACUGGAAGAGGGUGGAAGGGGCUUUGAAUCUUUUGCAUUGUACGUGGGAAGGCACUUUUCGGAUGAUCCCUUAUCCCUUGGAAAAGGGACAUCUGUUUUAUCCUUACCCAAUCUGUACAGAAACAGCAGAUCGAGAGCUGCUUCCAUCUUUCCAUGAAGUCUCAGUUUACCCAAAGAAGGAGCUUCCCUUCUUUAUCCUCUUCACUGCCGGAUUGUGUUCCUUCACAGCCAUGCUGGCCCUCUUGACACAUCAGUUCCCGGAACUCAUGGGGGUCUUUGCAAAAGCUAUGAUUGACAUUUUCUGCUCGGCAGAGUUCAGGGACUGGAAUUGCAAGAGCAUUUUCAUGUGUGUUGAAGAUGAACUGGAAAUUCCACCGGCACCUCAAUCUCAACAUUUCCAAAACUGAACUCAUCACCCUCUUCCCCCACCACCAAAACCACCCCUCCUCCUGUAUUCCUGACCUCUCCCAUUGCCUCUGCCGUCCACCCAGUUACUCAAGCCAGAAGCGCAGCAGCCCUCCCAGGCUCCUCUCUCACUCUCCACACCCUACCUGUCUCAGCUCCCAGUCUGUCGGAUCUAACCUCCAAUGCUACUAGGCGUUCAGUAAAUGUAAUUCAUCCCUACUUAGUCCCUUCUUUCCCCAUAGCAUCUCUCUCAGUUUAGGUCUUGUUAUUUCUUGCUUGGACUCCUCUGCCAGAGUCUUAACUGGUCUCCUUGCUUCCAGUUCCAUCCCCUGCCAGUCCUUCUCUCGUACUGACACAAGAAUGAUCUUUCUAAAUUGCAAGUCUGAGCAUGUCACUUCCCUGCUUGAAUUUCUCCAAAGGUUUCCCACCAACUUCAGAAUAAAGUCCCAGAUCUUUAGCAAGGCAUGCAAGGUCCUUUACAGUCAUGCCUUGCUUGCCUCUUCGGCCUCAUCUCUCCCACCUCUUGCAUAGACACUGCUCUUAGACCAUAGUGACUCACCACUCCCAGAUGCACAGGCUCUUGUACACCUCAGUGCCUUUGCACGUGCCUUUUGCUCUGCAUGGAAUGCCCUUCCCCAUCACCACCUUGGCUUGUCCACUCUACUAACUCCUCUUCACUCUUUUACACUCAGCUUUCUUUCUAAGUUUCUCCCAAGCUGAGUUAGAGGUCUUUCCUCCGUGAUCCCACAGUAUUCUAUGAAUACCUAUAUUAUCACACUUAUUGUACUAUAAUUGUUAAAAACUUGUCCGUCCCCCUUUUAGAAUGUGAGCUCCUUGAGAGCAGGACUGUGUCUUCCUCAUCUCUGUAUCCCCAAAGCUUUGCACAGUGCCUUGCACGUAGUAGGUUUUCAAUAAAUGAUUAUUAAAUAAA